This is a messenger RNA of Mytilus trossulus (common blue mussel), 4206 nucleotides long. RefSeq lists its product as uncharacterized. The coding region runs from base 238 to 1323 and encodes 361 amino acids. NCBI's taxonomy places the organism in Eukaryota, Metazoa, Mollusca, Bivalvia, Mytilida, Mytilidae. The transcript is spliced from 7 exons. The record is from RefSeq and is a predicted model, not a curated record.
AUAAAAGUACCUAAUCUAAAUUUGAGUAAAACUUAAUCUAAUAAAUUUAAGCCUGAAUCUGUGGUAUGGGAGACAACUCUGUCUGGCUUAAUGGUUUUUCAUUGUGUUAAAAGGUGUCAACAAUAUGAAGCGAUCUGAUUGGCUGUGGAUGUUUGCAUGUAUAAAUCUGUCCUAUAAUUAUCCACAAAGCACAUGCUGUAAUGUCAGAGUAGUAUACACAUGGAAAACCUUACCUAAAUGGAUUUAAUCACAUUAUUUUUGGUGUUUAUUCUUUGUUUUGUGGACUUUACGACUCCCAAUAGGAACGAUGACAUGUGGGAAGCACUGUCGUUAAGAUUUGGAGUAUGGAAAGAGCUACCUCGAACAUCACAUGAAGCUGAGCGAAAAGGCUACACAAGAGUUAAUGAUAUCUGCAAAACUAACCAAUACCAUGGAUUUCUAUAUAGAAGAUUAGGAGAUACAAAAGAUAUACCAAUAUAUGAUUUAAAUGGUUGGAUAGCUGGAAUUCAAGCUAUGAUUCCAGCUUAUAUGAAAGGUUAUAACUCACUGAAUGAAUCAAUAGCUUUACCACCUGAUGAUAUCAUCAAAAACCUCAUGAAUGAGGGACCUUUGUUACAUGGUAGUGACCCACACGAACCUGGUAGAACAUUUUAUACAAUUACAGCAUAUUUCAAACAUCCUCAAUUAGUGUGCAGUCCUAUAGCCAAACACCAUAUACAGACAGGGAAAGGGCUAUAUAUACAAACAGGAAAUGACCCUAUAGUUAGUCAUAUGUCUAUACCAUUAGAAUCAAAACAACUUGGUCCAAUGUGGGUCCAGGGUACAUGUGUACCUAGAAUGGGUACUCACUAUUUCUAUAACUUAUCAAGAAGUUUGCCCUGUGAGAAAAUUUACCCUGUAUUUCUGAUGUAUGACAGUGAGGGUAAACUGGGAGCUUUUGGUUGGUCAUUCCAAGGAUUUGCCCUCGACAGUAGCCAAUCAGAUUUGUCUUGGUUUAAAUUACGGCCGGAGACAUAUCAGUUUACCUUUGAUACAAGCAAGUUACCACCGUGUAUGUUUAAUGAAAAUUUCCAAGUGUUUGGAAUUCAUAUUUGGUUAAAAGAUCCAAAUUCUGAUACAAUGUUGUGUAAAAUUAUACAGAGACCUCAACAGAGACUAACAUCAACAAGAAAGCCAGAUAAAAUAACUUAUAAGACUGGUUACAGAGAUAAUCAUAUUAUAAACGCAGAUAGAAAUACAGACAAUGUUUCAAGUCGGAACACCUUACAUUACUCUCUUAUUGUUUUAAUUAUUUUAUCUUGCUAUCAUAUUUUACAACGGUGACCAUAUUAGCCACUUUUUAUUGCUGUUUUCUUUGUUAAAUAAUUAUAUUUUUAUUGAUGACAGAGGGGGAGUAACUCUAAUUGAAAACAAUCAUUGUCAGGUUCCAUUUAGAGUGAUUUCCCCUUACCAUUAUGAAUUCCAUUUCUGGCAGAGAGAAUAAAACUCGUUAUAAGAUGUCAAAUAUAUACUUAAUAAACUAGCAAGUAUCAAAAAGCAUUUUUGUCAUUUUCCUGAACAUAAAAAGUCAAAACUGUGAAUAUCAUAGUGUUUAUUCUACUUAACAAUCAGCAGUCUAAAUGAAUGUUUUUAAAUCGUUUUAGGUCUUCUCUUUUAACUCCAUUUCAAUGGGUUGGUUCUUUAAAGAUUUCAGGCAUAAAAACAAAUUGUGCAAUUUGAAAAAAAUAUACUGGAAAGAGAAAAUUUUAUGACUUAUUUGAAUAACCCGUUACCAAUUGCAGUAAAUUUUACAGCAUUUCCACUGAUCUGUUGUCUAUCAAAAUCAAACCACAUUUUCAUUGUAAGUUAUCUCAUUUCCUUCAUACAUUGUAUUUUCUAAUGCACAUACUGUGUGUUAAAAUUUGUUGACAGUUAAGAUAAAUCACUAUUGAAUUUGUUUUAAAAAUUAGCAUUGCACUUAACAAAUUUAUUCUCAUCCUUUCAUCUGACUGUUUUUGAUACUUUAAUAAGCCACACAAGUAAAAAUAAUCUCUCUCAUAAGCCUGGGUGCUUCUAGAAGUUUGCCACUAAAAGUAGGCUUCUAUAUUAACCAUCCACAAAAACUGAGGUUCCAUUUGAGCUUUAACUUUCAUAUUAUAAAGAUACCAUGGUGCUUCUAAAUGUAUUUUCAUAACUGUUGCACAUCAUUUUCAUCCAUUCACUGUCAAUGUGUUAAUGUUCAGUUGUCUCCCUUUACAUGAAGUCAUUUUACAGUCAUCUCCCUUCACAUGAAGUCAUUUUACAGAGUUAUCUCCCUUCACAUGAAGUCAUUUUACAGAGUUAUCUCCCUUCACAUGAAGUCAUUUUACAGAGUUAUAUCCCUUCACAUGAAGUCAUUUUACAGAGUUAUCUCCCUUCACAUGAAAAUCAUUUCACAGAGUUAUCUCCCAUAUAUCAUUGAAUUCAUAGAAAAUAUUCAGGGAGAUGAUUUGAAUCUGGAAUGUAUAAUUUCUGUGUAAAGUUUGAUCAAAGUAUGGUGCCACCUUUUUUUACAUGUAUUUUGUACUCCUCAAGUGCCCUAUAAUGUUUGUUUGUGCUCACUUUUUAUAAUUAUUAAAUGAUACAUGGUUUCUAAUCCUAUGCAUGAUUUUGUUCAAAUCAUUUUAUGUGGUACAUAAGUGUUAUUUCCCCAAUUUCUACAUACGAUGAAUAAAUGACCUCAUUUAGUUUAGAGCAACAAAAAAACAUUAGUUAUCAAUAAUAGGUUAAAAAAAAUAGGUAAUCAUGAUUGUAUUAUUUCAUUUAUGUAAAUAGGUCCAAGAAUAAAUUAUUAUAUCUUUUUAACAAAGCAAUUAUUCAAUAAAAGUCUAUGAAAUGUUUCAAGCUUGUCUGGGUGCUGGGUUUUCUAGAUCUUUAUUCUCUGAAAAUUAACAUGUUUUACAUAUUUUAAUUAAGAGUUUUCAGAAGAUUUUUAUAGAACAAAGACUUUCAUGUACAUGUAACACACACAUGUUUUUGUUAUUGCAAUAACCAGAAAGAAAUAUCUCUGUAAGCUUAACGGGAAAGGUAUAUAUAUCUUGUAUCAAGAGUUACAGAAUCCCAAAUAAAGUUGGUCAUUUGUCUCACUUGUAAUCCAUAGCUAAGGUCAAUGAAAAUAUCUACAUGGAAAUGGUGGACAAAAAGAUUUGUAAAAAGAAAUCCGGUCAAAGUGCAUUUUUCUUUAAUUGACGUUAGUUUCUUGCUAUUUUUAGGCCAUUUAUAAUCAUUCCUCUCAUUAAAGCAUAGAUUUGUGAUACAACAUCUCAUUAACAUGUCUGUAUUCAUCUUUAGUGUGUGUUCUUUUACUUGGUGAUUUAUACAUGCCUUAACUUAUUGUCCAAAAAAUCAACGGCAGAGUGUGUGUGUAUUUGUGAAGUCUUUGUGUCCCACUUUUUGCAUGCUUGUCGAUGUUUCAUGUGAGAUUUCUUCAGAAAUGUGAGAAUUUUUUAUCAUCCUCAUCAAAUUUACCUGCAAAAGUUACAUACUUUGAAAUGUUAGCUAUUCAUAUUUCAAUUGGCUGCCAUUUUGUGUACUGGAACCAAUCAAAACUGUUCAAAGUAGAAUGUAAAUUUGAAACUUGAUGUGAUGAGUUAUUUAUUUAAUGAAAAAGGAAAACAGUUCAUCAUUAUUCAAAUUUUUCAUCUUGAAGCAUGCAAAUAUUGGAACACACAUUAUAUAUAAAAGAUUUUUUUCAAUUUAGAUUUUGUGAUACAAGGAAUUUGUCUAAGAUAUCUUUCUCCAAAAAUGAAAUAGUAUUUGUUAAAGUUUUCUUUCUGUAGCAUUUGUAGAGCUGUAAACGCGAAGUUGAACAAAACUUAAGAGUUUUUUUUUUUAUAAUAAAACAACAAGUCCUUUACCAACUUUUAGGAUGACAAAGCUUUACAUAUGAUGAAUUCUUAUCAAUUAAUAUAGUUGACAUUGUUUUAUAUUUUGUUAUGUGUGUUGCUCAAGCUUAAUAGAGUAAAUACACUUCUUGUUUUAUAUGUGUGCUUGUUGGUGUGUGGUAUGGGAAUGGUUAAAGGAAUGUGAUGGAUGUGUAAUUGUGUACAUGAGAGGUGUGUGAUGAAUACAUAGUUUUGAGUGUACAACUUUGUUAAUGUGUAUUUGUUUGAAAUUUGUACACAAAUUGUGGAAAAAAUGUUGUAAAUGAUAAAAGAUUCAAAUAAAAUUAUAUCAUAAAAUCUUAAA